Juglans regia (Persian walnut) is the source of this 930-nucleotide messenger RNA. Its product is annotated as MDIS1-interacting receptor like kinase 2-like. Gene Ontology annotation, molecular function: protein kinase activity; ATP binding; protein binding. The coding region runs from base 1 to 930 and encodes 309 amino acids. The transcript is spliced from 3 exons. The record is from RefSeq and is a predicted model, not a curated record. Gene Ontology annotation, biological process: protein phosphorylation. NCBI's taxonomy places the organism in Eukaryota, Viridiplantae, Streptophyta, Magnoliopsida, Fagales, Juglandaceae.
AUGAGCUUAAUUCAUCUAUCUGUACUAGAUUUAAGCUAUAACUCUUUAAGUGGAGAGAUACCAUCAGAAAUCAUCAAAAUGCAGAGUUUGGAGGAUCUGAACCUCUCUCAUAAUUAUCUUUCUGGUUUCAUUCCUACGACCUUUGAACAAAUGCAUGGCUUGUUGCAUGUUGACGUAUCCUACAAUGAGUUGCAGGGUCCCAUUCCCAAUAGCAAAGCAUUUGUACAGGCUACCAUGGAAGACUUGCGAGGGAAUAAGGGAUUGUGCGGGAAUGGUAGAGGGCUACAACCAUUCAAACAUAUCUCAAAAAGGCGACAUUCGCUUUUGGUUUACGAGUACCUCGAAUGUGGUAGUUUGAGAACAAUUAUGGAGAAUGAAGAGGCUGCUAAAGAAUUAGAUUGGCCUAAGAGGUUGAAUAUUGUUAAAGGAGUGGCUCAUGCCUUGUCUUACAUGCACCAUGACUGCUCACCACCAAUAAUUCACCGGGACAUUAAAAGUAGCAACAUUUUGAUAGAUUCUCAACAUGAGGCUCAUGUUUCAGACUUUGGCACAGCUAAGCUUCUUGACCUAAACUCAUCCAAUUGGACAUCCUUUGCAGGCACAUAUGGAUAUAUAACACCAGAGCUUGCUUAUACAAUGAAAGUGUCUGAGAAAUGUGAUGUAUAUAGCUUUGAGGUGUUGUCAUUGGAAGUCAUAGAAGGAAAGCAUCCAGGUGAUACCAUCUCCUCACUUUCAUCUCCAUCAACUAAGGAAAAUAUACACCAGAAGGAUGUUUUGGACCCGCGCCUUCCAUUCCCAGAACGUCGAAUUUUGGAUGAUCUUGUAGUUGUUGUAAACCUUGCAACUGAAUGCUUGAAUGCUGAUCCACAGUCUAGGCCUACUAUGCUCAUAAUUUCUCAAGUUUUAUCUUCCAAAACUUCAUGGUCCUAG